AUGCUACUGCAGAUACCCCUCCGCACCCGGAUUAAUAAACCACAGGCAGGCGCUUCCGAUAGCCAAUUCAAUAACCAGAACAGAGCGUCGCCACUUUGGUCGACCUACGGCAGAGGAAGCGGCAUUUCCGGGCUUCGGAGAGCGCAGCGCGCCGUGCUAGCUCCCGCGGUAAACACAGAGCAAAUCGCCGGCGACAACCGCAGCGCACCACAGGACCAAUAUGCCCUUAAACGAGCAGAAACGCAAAUAAAAUGGAAGAGCCCCGGCACUAAUCAGCGCACAGCAACGCGGCGCACGGUGCCAAAUUCCUCCAAGAUUGAUUAUACGCGUCCAACGGCAACGCCUUACAACAUGAAGUGGUGA
Messenger RNA from Trypanosoma rangeli, 363 nucleotides. RefSeq lists its product as uncharacterized. The record is from RefSeq and is a predicted model, not a curated record. Bases 1 to 363 code for a protein of 120 amino acids. The transcript has a single exon. Lineage: Eukaryota; Euglenozoa; Kinetoplastea; Trypanosomatida; Trypanosomatidae.